CGCUGGCGCUGCCCGGAGGUUUGGAGCCAGGGGAGCGAGCGGAGGCAGCCGGCCGGGGGCGGCACAGCCGGGCGGCGGGCAGCGGCUGGAGAUGAGCGCUGAAGCGGAGGGGCCGUCGCGGGCGGAUGGUGCCGGCGCGGACAGCACGAGGUGACGCCGCCUCAGGUACCGUGGCUCCUUCAGCAUCCUCGCGGGUGCGGGCGGCGCUGGGCUGUGCAGCACCCGCCUGACCUCCGCCCAGCUCCAGGCACCGCCCGGAGGCAGCGGGAACGGUGCGGUGUCCCUGGGACGGUAGCCAGAGGCAACAUUCCGAGCCGGGCCCGGCCGCUCCGCAGGCGGGGCAGCCUUCUUUGCAGCCGUGUUGUGAUUUUGAUCCUGGAGAGUGUGGGCUGCUGCUGGCAGCUACAGGAUGAAGUCGCCUCCCUGCUGCAUGUCUCUUUCUUCCCAAGCAUCCUUGGAGGAACCAGGGAGUAGCACAUCCCUGGGUUCGCUGGAGUCCAGUGUUUUCUCCAGUGAGGAAGAGCAGGGUCCCCUGCUCCAGAAGGUCAUCCCUUCUCUGGACUGCUUUACUAUCAAUGUAGGAGGCAGCCGCUUUGUGAUGUCCCAGCAAACUUUGUCUUGCUAUCCUGACACCCGUCUUGGCAAACUGGCAGUAGUGGUCUCUGCUGCCCGAGAUGUGGCUUCUGGCCUCCUUGAGCUUUGUGAUGAUGCCAACCUUGUGGAGAAUGAGUACUUCUUUGACCGGAGCUCACAGGCAUUUCACUACAUCCUGAAUUACUACCAGACAGGGAGGCUGCAUGUGAUGGAGCAGCUUUGUGCACUCUCUUUCCUGCAAGAGAUCCAGUACUGGGGUUUGGAUGAGCUCAGCAUUGAUUCCUGCUGCAGAGACCGGUACUUCAGGAGGAAGGAGCUGAGUGAAGCCUUAGACAUCAAGAAAGAUGCGGAAGAACUGGAUGCCCAAGAUGAAGAAGAGGAUUUUUCUGGUAGCCUCUGUCCCAAUGUCAGACAGAAACUUUGGGAAGUUUUGGAAAAGCCUGGCUCCUCUGCAGCAGCCAGGACGUUUGGAACCUUGUCCAUGGUUUUUGUUGUUGUGUCAAUUGCCAACAUGGCCUUGAUUUCAGUAGAGCUCAGCUGGCUGGCCCCACCACUGCUGGAUGCCCUAGAAUACCUGUGCAUUGCAUGGUUCACAGCCGAGUUUGUCCUGAGGCUCCUGUGUGCACAAGAUCGGUGCCGCUUCCUAAGGAGUGUGGCAAACAUCAUAGACCUCCUUGCUAUUUUGCCUUUCUACAUCACCCUGCUGGUAGAGAGCCUGUGCGGUGGUGAGAGCUCCCAAGAACUGGAGAAUGUGGGGCGCAUUGUCCAAGUGCUGAGACUUCUCAGAGCCCUGCGGAUGUUGAAGCUGGGAAGACAUUCAACAGGCUUGCGGUCUCUUGGGAUGACUAUUGCUCAGUGCUAUGAGGAGGUUGGCCUUCUGCUUCUUUUCCUCUCUGUAGGAAUCUCUAUAUUUUCCACUGUGGAGUACUUUGUUGAGCAAGGUGUGCCAGGCACAACUUUCACAAGUGUCCCUGGUGCUUGGUGGUGGGCAACAACUUCCAUGACAACAGUUGGUUAUGGUGACAUUAGACCAGACACUACCAUUGGUAAGGUAGUAGCCUUUAUGUGUAUACUAUCAGGAAUACUGGUUUUGGCUUUGCCAAUAGCUAUAAUAAAUGACCGUUUUUCUGCCUGUUAUUUUACACUGAAGAUAAAAGAAGCUGCUCUUCGGCAGCGUGAAGCUUUAAAGAAACUCAUGAAGAACUCAUCCAGCGAUUCAAAUAUCAAUGUUAAUUUGCGAGACAUAUACGCACGCAGCGUCAUGGACAUGUUGCGGUUAAAAAGCAGAGAGAGAGCAAGUACAAGGAGCAGUGGUGCAGAUGAAUUUUGGUUUUGACUUUGGGUGCGAUGAUUUUUGGUUUUGGCUUUGAAGUUAUUUAACCUUGUGUAGCACAUAGACUACUUUGGAAAUUUAGUAUUAAAUAUCUCUUUUUUUAUUAUUUUCCACACAGUGUAUUUGCUUUUCCAGGUGGAGUUUUGCUUACUUGGACAGACUGAAGUAUCUAUUGUGUACAAAAGGCAGCAUACAUAACAUGAAAUCUCUCAAGGAGCUCUAAAACCUGCUUUCAGAACUGGAUCGUGGUAGGUGAGAUGGGAAAUAAUGGAUCCAUGACAGUAAAACAAUGAUGCAAGCAUUUGUCUAAUCUAAAUCCCUACUAAUGUGUCAUAAUAAAGUCUUGAUGAAAAUU
This is a messenger RNA of Vidua chalybeata, 2282 nucleotides long. It is a transcript of the gene KCNV1, whose product is annotated as potassium voltage-gated channel modifier subfamily V member 1. Gene Ontology annotation, cellular component: membrane; voltage-gated potassium channel complex. The transcript is spliced from 4 exons. Gene Ontology annotation, molecular function: voltage-gated potassium channel activity; protein binding. The record is from RefSeq and is a predicted model, not a curated record. The coding region runs from base 410 to 1930 and encodes 506 amino acids. Lineage: Eukaryota; Metazoa; Chordata; Aves; Passeriformes; Viduidae. Gene Ontology annotation, biological process: protein homooligomerization; potassium ion transmembrane transport.